GGCAAAGAAGAGACUGGAGCUUGAAGGAGGGGCGAGGGUCUAACUGUUGUCUUCCGGCACAUUCCAAGUGUAAAAAGUUCGUCUUCUGGCUGAUUGUAUUCAGUUUGUUUUUUUACCCAUUUCAUUGUCUCUAAUAAUGUUCGAAUUUUGGAUGUUUUUGGAUUAACGUGGGAAAGUACCAAAGUGCGCCAUGUAGCGCAUGAAAGAAUGGAGUGUGGACAUUUUAAGAAAACACCUGAGUGAGUGGGAAGAACCUGAAACUAUUUGUGCGCUACCGACUCGUAAUCUAACUAAACACUGGAUUUUGGACGCGUGUUUUGAAUGUAGCAUACCUAAUCGGCUACAAUGAGUGAGGAGAAUACAGACAUUUCUAGGGAAUUAAUGGAGAGUGUGAGAGAUGCUGUCGGUAAGAAGAUCAACCUCUCUCUCAGGAAGAGGGUCAGUGUGGAGGUCAAAGGAGACAAGCUGGAGAAGCGCAUUCUAGCAUUGGCUUCUCAUCGGGCCUACCUUCUUACUGCACGAGUGCCCUCCAAGGUUGAGCAGUCUUUCAACUAUCUGGACAUUCAAAGCAUCAGCAGUUUCAAGCCAGAUCAGCUGGUGGUGAAGCAUGAGCGCGGCCUGGUGUCCUUCAAGCUGGCCAGCGCUGAGGAGGUGGACGAGGUGGUGGCCCAAGUGGGCCGUGGUCUCCAGAGGAUAUGCCCCAGUCUGUCUCCAGGGGAGGUCAUGAAGAAAGUGUCUCUGAAGCCAGAGGACAGGAUGACUGCCCUUCUCUCUAAGUGGGAAGACCAGCUGCCUGUCGACUGCGGGCCGUGUGGUGGAUUUUCGCACACAUACUGGUGUAUGUGUGAUCAGUUGGGUCUUCCGUACAGAGAUGAAGUGCAGUGGGACGUAGAUACAAUAUACCUAACCCAAGACACAAGGGAACUGAAUCUGCAAGAUUUUAUUCAUCUAGAGAACAGAGAUUUGGUUAUCAUCGUCGCUGCUCUGGAAUACAACCAGUGGUUCACUAAGCUCUCUGUGAAGGAUUACAAACUGUCUACAGACCUUUGUGAGCAGAUUCUCCGAGUUGUGUCACGCUCAGUGCGACUUGAGGAGCUAGUCUUGGACAAUGCCAGUCUCAAAGCAGAUUUUGCACAGAAGCUGGCCAUUGCUCUCAGCCACAACCCCAAAUCCGCUCUCCACACCCUCAACCUGGCCAACAACUCACUGGAGGACAAAGGCAUUGCUGCUCUUAGUUCUCCUCUGGCCAAACAAACACGGCUCAAGUAUUUGAAUCUUUCAAGGAACUCACUGUCAUCCAAAGGAGUGAACAUUCUUGCACAGUCUCUCAUUGCCAAUCCUUCCAUGGCCAGCACACUGACACACCUGGACCUGUCUGGGAAUGCACUUCGGGGGGACGAUCUUGCAAAUCUCUGCAAUUUCUUGGGUCAGUCAAAUAGCCUACAAACACUGGAUCUGUCUAAUAGCGACUGCCCUCUUGAAUUAAUAUGCUCUUCGCUGCUUCGGGGAUGUCUCAAGAAUCUUUCAGUUCUCAACAUGUGUAAAAGUGUUUUUUCUCAUAGGAAGGGGAAAGACAUCCCACCCUCUUUUAAGCAGUUCUUCAACAGUGCAUUAGCACUGAGCACCAUCAACCUGUCAGGCACAAAGUUACCCCCAGAGGCACUGAAAGCCCUUCUGCUCGGGAUUGCCAGUAACACCAACCUCAAAGAGGUCUCGCUGGAUCUGAGCAACUCCGAGCUGAGGUCAGCCGGUUCUCAGAUCAUGGAGGGCUGCAUUGCUGAGAUCACCAACAUUUCUAGCCUGGACAUCUCGGAUAACAGCUUUGACACAGACCUUACCACCCUUCUGGUGUGGUUAGCAAAGAACCGCUCCAUACGACACCUGUCCCUGGGCAAGAACUUCAACAACAUCAAGUCCAAGAAUUUGGGCCAGGUCUUAAGCAACUUGGUGCACAUGAUUCAGGAAGAAGAGUCUCCCCUAACGUCCCUCUCUCUGGCUGACUCAAAGCUAAAGGGUGACCUCUCCAUUGUUCUCAAUGCACUGGGCAGUAACACCAGUCUAACCAAACUGGAUAUUAGUGGCAAUGGGAUGGGCGACAUGGGUGCCAAAAUGUUGGCCAAGGCUUUGCAAAUCAACACCAAGCUAAGGACUGUUGUGUGGGACAAGAACAGCGUGAGCCCACAAGGCUUACAGGAUGUUGCAGCUGCCCUAGAGAAAAACUACACCAUCCGCUUCAUGCCAAUGCCCAUCAUAGAUGCUGCCCAGGCACUAAAGGCCAGCCCAGAUAAGACAGAGGAUGCUCUUCUGAAGAUGGAGCAGUAUCUUCUGAGGAAUCAUGAGACGCGCAAAUACCUCCAGGAACAGGCCUACCGACUCCAGCAAGGCAUUGUCACGACAACCACUCACCAGAUGAUUGAGAGAAUGUGUGUGAAGGUUCAGGACCACCUGAACUCUCUGAGGUACUCUGAGAUUGACCCCAUCCAGGAGGACAUGAGGGUAGCUGAGAAGCUCCUGAAGGAUGCCAGGAACUCCAAAACGUUACUGCCUAACAUGUACCACUUAACGACGUCUCGAAAUGAAGAGAUUGCGGAAGGCCCUUGUAUCGGUCCCAUUCAGGACAAGCUACAGUCUAUGGCAGGAGAGGUCACCGGAGUCAUGGAACAACAACUACAGAACCUGCUGCAGUCCAUGGUGGAUGCAGCGGAGAGUCUCUGCCCUAACGUUAUGAAGAAACCCAACCUGAGGCAGAAGCUCGUACGAGCCAGUGCCAGCAAAAUGGCCGUACCAAGGGACUUUGUCUCAACCACCUUACUGGAACAGUCUGCUGUAGACAUAAUCAACAAGAUCAGUGAAGUGAAGCUCAGUAUGGCAUCCUUCCUCUCGGACCAAAUCGAAGAUGAGAUUUUAGAAGCUCUGUCCCAUUCUCAACAAACCCUGUCGGAGCAUCUGAACAGACGAGCGCAGCCCCUGCUGCACCACGACUCCCAGGAGACGGAGGUGUUGGAGGAGAGCAUCUUGCAGCCAGAGAGCCACAGCUCCGAGACCGAGGAGAUGGAGGAUCUGGACUCCUGCUUGCUGACACCCAAAUCUAAGAGGAAAAGUAUUCUUUACAGGAUGCUAAGGCCCAUCUCUGUCGCCUUUGAAAUGGAGUUUGAUUUAGACAAGGCCUUGGAGGACGUCCCGAUUCAUGUGGAGGACCCACCAUUACCCCCGCCGCCUCACCCCAAGCUGGAGAAGAAGCCGUCCGGGGUCUUUGGGGACCUGCCUUCGGCAGAGGUCACCAGCCUCCAGCACAUCACCAAGCUCCGGCCGAAGAAGAACAAGAUGACCAAGCCCAGCAGAGCCCCAGCCACAGCCAGCAGCCCAGCCCUAGAGGUUGAUCAGAAUGGAGUUGUGGUGAAGGUGGAUGAGGGGAUGGACGAUUUCUUCUCCAAGAAGGUCACCAAGCUCAGUUUUAAGCGCCUCACACAGAAGAGUAGCCCAUCUCUGCAGGAUGGCGACAGGAAGCGCGAGUCCCGGAUGAGCGGCCUCUUCAACCGCAUCAAGCCACGCUCCAAGUUGGAGAAGAGUCACGCGGCUUCGGCGACGCCCACCACCCCUCAGCACACGCCUGUCCUCAGUCCCACUACCACCGCCACACCGCUGCCCCCUGCUCCCACACCCGACCCAGAGGAACCCACACCGCCCAGGCCUCCGGUCAAAACCGCCAUCCUUCCUCCUGUGCCCGAGCCCGACUUCAUCUUCACACCCGCUGACCCUGAGCAUCCAGAGGAGCCCGUGACCUCCGACCCCAAGGAGGCAGAGGCCACGAGGAAGCACAGCCCUCUGAUGGGACGCCACAUGGGCGUGCAGGUGAUGGGCAACGACUUCCUAGCAGAGAUGAGAGCCAAGCAGGAGCGGAAGGCCGCUGCCACUAUGAAAGUUAGUGAACCCUCUUCUCCAGAAAAGACAGAGUUGACUGAAGCACAGGGUCCUACUCCUCCUCCCACCUCAGCCAAACCCAGCAUCGGCGUCCCAAAGCCCCCCAUCCAGAACACCAAGUCUGCCCUUGGCCCUCGCACCUCUGGACCCCUCAAGACCCGCACCAACAGCAGCAGGAGCAUCGAUGACAGUCCGGAUUCUCCCAGUGGUGGCUCGUCUCCAAAAAUGCCAAGUCUUACCCAGGUGCCUGUACCUGCCCAGCGCCACAAGAGGGCACCCUCCGACACUGAGCGAGAGAAUGUGACCAGUCCACCACCUGAAGACCCUGACAGCAGGGAGUUUCCCUCUGAGAUAGCUGGAGACAGCAGUGUAUUCGAUGGAGACCUGGACUCUGCUCCAGUAAAACACUCAUCCUCCCUUCGCUGCUCAACCAAUCCUGUUGUGGAAGCAGAUGAGCACCAGCGAAUCAAGUCCCUCCCCACACCUGUGAAAUUGUUCCCAGAGGAUGACCCAGUCCCCAGUCCUGGUCUGCCUCCCCCUCCCCUUGACCUGCCUGAACCCAUCCCAGAGGACCAGACCCCAGACCCAGACGCCAGCGCAUAGACGCCUGCCUCCUCCUCCUCACCACAGACCAGACAAAUGAAGAUGACUCCUCUGACAAAGAGACUCAUAGGAGUUUUGACUCUUCCCUCUCCUGCCAUUUUUUUUCUUCAGUACAACAUUUUUAUGUACGUUUCCUAUCAUUAUGGGCACACACUACACAAAAGUGCGGGACCAGGGUUGUGUUCUCAUUUCAGAGGAGACUGAAAGAGUCUUUGGUAUGUUAGUGCUCAUGAUUAUGACCGUAUACCUUGCAGAGUCUAACAGGGAUCGAUAGCAACUGUAAUCCUGUUUUUGUCCCCUGGUGGUUCUUGUAGUGAACUACAGACAAUAAACAGCGAUGAGUUGGGGAGGUCGGUGUACAGUGGUGACUGGGCAUUUCACUUUGCCUUUUCAUGUCUUUAUCCUCUGGUAAGUCAGCUUAUCAAGGGAGUUUUUCUUAGUUGCAUUAGUUGAGAAUAAAUCAGCUAUUAAUGCCAAAUAGUCUUAUGGUGUAAAGUAUGUUUCUGUAUAUGUGCAAUAUAUGUUAAUUCAAUGUAUGAGCUAUACCCUCAGUUAUGUUUCACUAUAUAUGUGUUAAAGUCUUGAGGUUAAAUAGUUGGUGGAUAUUUUGUUAAGCAUGUAUAAAUGGGUACAUGGUGAUGGUUUUCUGCACCUUUGUGUAGUUUUUUAAAAGUAAAAUGCAAUUACUAAUACUACAGUUAUUUAUCACUGAUUAUUAAUGUGUAAACAAACACAUUAGACAAGAUUUUUUUUUCUUUUUUUUGCAAGAUUGCAAGACUGACCUUUCUCUAGAUAAGUGUUCUCUUUUUGUUCAGAUUACUUUUUCAUACAUCUUUGCACUGCUCUUAGUUGUCCAUAUCUUAUACAAUAUGUAUAUUUGUGCCAAUAAAAUAUUCUACACAAA
Messenger RNA from Alosa alosa (allis shad), 5428 nucleotides. It is a transcript of the gene carmil1, whose product is annotated as F-actin-uncapping protein LRRC16A. Gene Ontology annotation, cellular component: lamellipodium; plasma membrane. The record is from RefSeq and is a predicted model, not a curated record. NCBI's taxonomy places the organism in Eukaryota, Metazoa, Chordata, Actinopteri, Clupeiformes, Clupeidae. The transcript is spliced from 37 exons. The coding region runs from base 346 to 4524 and encodes 1392 amino acids. Gene Ontology annotation, molecular function: protein binding. Gene Ontology annotation, biological process: cell migration; regulation of Arp2/3 complex-mediated actin nucleation.